Messenger RNA from Caenorhabditis auriculariae, 8080 nucleotides. NCBI's taxonomy places the organism in Eukaryota, Metazoa, Nematoda, Chromadorea, Rhabditida, Rhabditidae. The record is from the annotation of a GenBank genome assembly.
AUGAGCUCAAACCGCCGCAAUUACGGAAGGCCACGAAGAGAUCGCAACAAUGGUGGCUCCAACGGCGGAAAGCGCAACAAGUCUGUUUUUUUAUUAUUGGUUUUUCUUAAAAAAUCUUUCUUUUUUUGAAUUAACACUGAAAAACCUAUCCUAAAAAAACGAAAAAAAUAUUAGCCUAUGCGUUUUUUUAGUGAAAAACUUUAGAAAAAUGCUUUAUUUUAUUUUUGAAUCUGGUAAAGCAAAUUUAUGUGCGCAGUUCCUGUUCGGAAAUUGAAGUUAGGUGCAAUUUUUGGAAUUUAGCAGUUUUAUUAUUUUUCAGAAUAUUUUCAUUCUUCAUAUAACCUAAUUUGGAUGUGAAGCGAGAAUUGUUUUUAAACACUUAUUUUUAGAUUCCGAUAUUGUUCUCAAUUUUAUAUUUUGAAGCUGGCAGCAGGGCAGCUACACGGACACUUCUGCUACCAUGUCUGUGACGUCAUCCACCAGCUCUGGACCUGGCGCCAUCACUUCCGACGUUUUUUUCGAGACCGACGAAGACAUCACGGCUGAUGUCAACGGCGGACUUCAGGUAGGGACUAUCCAAUGUCGGAAUCCAAAAAAUAAAGGCUUGCAUGUCCCUUUGUCCUUAAUUUUGUCCGUUGUCUUCACGUUCGACAUGGUUGGGCAUCAAAUUUAUUCGAAUUUUUCUCAGAAGAGCGCGCUUUCUGUUUUCAUUUUCUUCUUCAUCUUCAAUAUUUAUUUUCUAUUCAUUUCCAUUUUUAUUUUUCCUGUGCCAUAUGAAUGAUGACAUAUUGUAAAGGUGGUCUUCAGGAGUAUAAUGGGAAAAAAAUAUUAAUAUUUGACAUGAGGAGUGAGUGGUUGAAAGUCGUUUUUAGAGGGAAUUGUAUCGGAGCAAAUAAGAGAUAUAAAUCUAAAACCAUUAAAGUUCUUUCAUCUAUAAAAAUGAGUAAAGUUCGCGCUGGCAAAUCGGAAAUCAUUUUAAAUCGCAUUUUUCGCCAUAGUUUUGAAUGAAACUCUAGAGAGUGCCAUUUUUUGUGGCUUUCAAACAGAGAAAAAACUUACCAGAUAAUGUGUUCAAAGUGAUUUCCGCGAAAUGCAAAAUUAUCUCUGACUCUCCAAGAUUUUCUUUUUCUGACGGCUAUUUUGCAUUUCGCGAAAUCACUUUGAAAACGCCACAAGAUUCCGAUUUACGUGUAUCAGAUAACACUUUGUGCGCUCUUUUGGAAAAUGAGAUCAAUUUGAUGGCUUCAUUUCUUCGUAAACUCGGCCCCACGGCUCCUGUCGUCGUUCACAUUCUGCACACUCACAAUCUAACAUUUCCGCAAGAGAAUUAUCGGAAUAACAAUAACCAAAACAUGGCCUACUACCGACGUCAAAUGUCGAGUGAUCCAACCUGUGGCACUUGGAAUCAAUUCCAUCACCCCUAUGAAGAGGAUUCUCUGCCUUCGACGCCUUCGCCAUUUAAUUCGAUGUUGCUCCCCUUGUCGCCGCUUCCGAUCAACGCCAACACCGUUUUCUGUGGACCAGCGAUUUUUCAGCGCGGCUCUCUUCAUUCUCUCUACGGAAGCGCCCGAGAGCUCAACCAUUUCAACACGUUCAAUUCGUUGUAUCGGUCGCAAAAUUUGAUGGACCUCGUCAAUGUGACGGAGCCAAAUUGGCGGGACCGGACUUCGUCGGUUUCGUCGAGCAACUCGUCUCGCGACCCCUUUUUCCCUUAUUUGAAGAAGGUUUGACUUUGGGGGUUUUCUCGGACUCGACAGAGAAGUUGGACUUGAAAAAAGAAGUAGGAGGGUAAUGAAGAGAGAAGAUUUGGGAAUACGGAUUUGAAGGAAUUAAAUUUUACGAGUAGUAGAAUUAGAAUGAAAACACAUUUAUUGGGAAGCUUGGAACUGUUUAUUUUAGAAGUAUUUAUAUUUUUUUAAGCGUGAAAUUUUUUUAAAAAUCAGGAUUUUUAAGAAAAAGUGGUACCGAAAAAUCAAUGGGUUGAAGAGAAAAUGGAGAAAUCAAGUUUUUUUGGAAAGUUUUUUUAGCCAGUUUUGAAAUGAGAGAGCUUUUACGAAGUUCUAGAAAAAAAGGGGAGCGAAGUAAUUUUUUUAAUAAAACUCAGUCUGAGAUGGUGUAAUGAGACAUUCAGGCAUAUUGAUUCAAAAAAAAUGCUAAGUUAUAUUAUAAAAUAGAAAAGUUGUUUUUCCAGUGUGGUUUAAUGCUUUUAGCUUUUAACGGUUUUUCAACAUGAAAUUUUUUUCUAAUACCUUCUUAUUUCCUUAAAAACUAUUGUUUUCCAUAAGUUUUUCUUUAUGAUAUUCCUUCGGAAUGAGCUUUGUAAACUUCAGACGAAGCUUUGCGAUCACUGGAAAAGGAAUAAUGAAUGUGCCUACGGCGAUGAUUGUUGGUAUGCGCAUGGACUGCGAGAGCUCCGCCAACCUGUCCGUUUCUCUUAUUUUUCAUCGUUUUGAUGGGGUUUUUGUAAAGUUACAGCCAGCCCAUUCUGGAUUCCUCGGCGAUUUUUUCCCGUCGGCGGCGCCGACUUUGCAGCCGCUCAUGUCCGUGGGAGUGAAUGAGGCGGUCAGCAUGAACCGUCUUCAGCAGCAUUUCCGCUCCGACGUACUUUUAUUUCGAGAAAAUCUUUAUUAUUUUGCUUGUUUUUUGGUGUCCUCUAAGUGUUUUAUGAGCUGGAGUUUAGCGCAGGAAAUAUAAGCCGAAAAACUUAAAUUUUUUUGCGCGAAAGUCCUAUGCCUGAUCGUUUUUUUAUCAUUAUUAUUAAUUAAUUAAUUUUUUUAGAUGGAAAAAUGUGAAUCCCGAGGAAAUGAACGCCAUGCUGCAGGCCGCUGCCGCAGCCGCUAAUCAUCGGCCCGUUGGUUUUAGGAUUCUAUUGGAAAAAUUUCAAAAAAGUUUUUGGAGUAGAUUUGACUGUUGUAUUGGCUCAAAAAUCUGUUUGAAAAAAAUUAUUUUCGAAGGACGUUUUUUAAUUGAAAACUCGGUCUUAUAAUGGGAAUUUUUCAAAAACAAGAUGGAUCAUUUUUUUCUACACUAUUAAAGGGAGGAAUAAUUUUUAAGAGGUAGUUACUAAAAAAAAAAGUUAUCGAAAGAAUUGUGUAGGAUUGUAACAAUGAGAUAACAAAGUUUGAAAAGAUUUUACUAGAAUUAGCCCGUGAGAAGUUAAGUCAGUUAUUUGAAAGCUUUCUCCAGGAAAAGUUUUUUUGAAAUCUGUCCCUUUAUUAAGAACGGCCGGGCGACGACGAACGUCAACGGUCUAACGCUGCCGACGAACAACAACAACAACAGCACGCCGUGGAGCAUGGUUUCUUCGGAGGAAGCGCCGCUUUCGCCGGCUCAGGAGCGCUGGGUCUCCAUGUCGCAAGACGGCGUCCGACGUUUCGGCGGCGCCGAACCGUCGCUCUCCGCUCAGUCGCAGAGCAACGAAAAAUUCCAGUUUGACGCUCACGCUCUGGUCCGUAGUGGUGUUGAGUUUUGCGAAGAAAAUGAGAAAAUUUCGCAAAAGUGCGGUUAAAAAAAUGUUCCGAAAUUGGUGUAAAAAACAAGGUGCUUGAGGAAGAAAUGAGUAAACAUAAAAGGUCGCAUUAAAUAGUAGCAAAAAAAAUGAUCAAGAAAUAUUCAAAAAUUGAUUUUUACAAGAAAACCCAAAGCUUUUCCGGUUCAAAAAAAAACGUAAGCAGGGAUUUUUUCAGUUCUUUCAAAGUUAACAGCAAAAAAUCUUCGAACAAUAUUCAACGAAAAGUGCGAUUUUUGAAUCGGAGAAAUUGUUUCACUUCGAUUUAUUCGUUAUCUUGGACUUUCAAAAUAUUUAUGGUACUUGGGAAAUUGAAAUGAAACUGAAUUCAGCAGAGUUCAUGGAUAAAUUAGACGCAAAUUUAACUCUAGAGAGUAUUUUUUGCCUUAAAACUAUGAUGAAAAAAAAAAGGAAGACGAAGACUACAGUGAAAAUAUUCAGAACCAGCAAUCGCACGAGUAUGGAACUCAACCGGAAGAAGAUGUCGUGAACCGCAGCCGACGAUUCCGUCAGCCCUACUCGACUGACUACAACAACUCUGGUCACAAUCCGACUCACCCCCCUAGUGAUUAUUUAUCAUUUUGUAUAAUAUUAUCAUUUUUCACGGAAAAAAAAGUAUUUUUUUUUACAUCUGCUAUUAAUGAUUUUUAUGUUUCCCAAUGCUGAAUUUGCCUUAUUCUAGGACCCCCAAUGCAAUUUUUCGGCGAGCGUAGCGGUUUUUCUCGUCCCGCUCGCUCCAACUCGUCGAUCAACUCGAGAAAUGCCCUCGAAGCACAAAUUCGCAAUGAGGUGGAGAUGAAGCGUCUGAACUCCUUUGAUAAUUUUGAGCUUCAAAGGCAGCAGGUUUGGAUUUGGAAAUUUUCGGUUUGAAAAUUUCUUAAUGCCGUGUUCAAAGUGAUUCUGCGAAAUUCAAAAUAGCCGUCAGAGAAAGAGAAAGAUAACUGAAUUUUGGAGGGUCAGAGACCAUUUCGAAUUUCGUGGAAAUUACUAUGAACACGGCAUAAAUGUGGAAAAUUUUUAUGAUUGACUUCAAAGUUGUGAUACAAUCAAUUUACGUAAAACUCGAGUUGGAAAAAUAGUAGAGGUUAAUUGUAAAAAAAAUAAAAGAAGAAGAAAAAAAAAGCCGAAGAUCCAAAAUAUAAUCAGAGCAAGGGGCAUUGUAAAAAUAUUUUUAUCACUUGAAUAUUUAUCAUGUUUUAGUUUAUGGUGCUCAGAAAGAACGUUUUGACUUGAUUAUUUUUAACCCUAGAACUCUAAAAUUCGAGCUUCUAGGUUCAAAAUUUGAUGUAUGUGGUAAAUUUUUAAGAAAAAGUAAUUUUUGUUUAAAAAAUCAAGAGUUGAAAACUGGUUUAAGACUUUGAAAAAUAGCUUUUUAUCUUGAAAAGAUUCCAAGAAGUUUGGAGUAAAAACGACUUGGCAAAAUAGACAGUUUUUAGAACAAAUCUCGUUCAGAGUCUAAGUAGAGAAAAGUAUGUACUUGAAGGCCUACAUGGACCGACACGACCAGGCGAUGCAGCGCCGGAUGAUCCAGAAUCAUCAGGAGCAGCAACGUCGCAACAGUCAGCAGGCGAUGGUCAUCGACAAUUUGAACAGCAUGAACACGGCUACUAGGGUAUUAUAUAUGGAAAGAUCAUGGUUCUAAUUGAGUCAGGAGAAAGCUUUUCGUGAAUCUUGUGGAUAAAUUUCGAAAAGAGGGAUUUUUUAAGGUGGUAAGGUUGACGAAUGCUAUGGGAGUCUUACGCCUCAGAAAUUUUUGUAAACGUCUAAUCAUAAUUUUUAAAAAAAUAAGAGUUAGCAAACUUCAGAGGGUAAAUGUUCUUCAAGUUGAAGUGAGCACUUGAAUGACCAACUAUUAGCCGAAAUAAUCUAUUUUUUAUAGUUACGAAAAGAAGCUCAAACGUUAGUAUAUUCGAAAAAAAAAUGGACUUUAUCCAUUUAGGAGGACUUUACCGUCCUUUGAGUGAUUCUUGAGUCUUGAUGCCGUGUAAAAUGUGGUUCUGCGAAAUUCAAUAAUAGCCGUUAGAGGAAGAAAAAGAUAACUAGUUUUUGGAAAGUCAGACAGUUUUACAUUUCGCAGAUAUUUCUGACAUAAUCUUCUUGAGGGUGUUAGUUAACAUAGGAAAAUUUUCAAAAAUCUCAUGGAAAGCCAUGGAAAUUUCAGGAUGAAGUGCUGCGUCGAAUGCUGCAAAUCCACCAGCAGAAGAUGCAGGCCCAGGCCUUCGAGCAGAAGCAGCACGCUGCGACCGACUGGAAAGCGGCUUACGCGCGCGCCGCUCGCCACCGUGCCCAGUGGCCUCACCAGCCACAGCAACAGAACCACUUCUUCCCGAAUCAGCCGCACUUUGGCGCCAAUUUCACCGGCGGCUUCGCCCCGCCCCCAAAAGCCGAGCCUUUGGCGCCGCCACCGGCCGUCGAACCAUUGUUGAUGCCGUCGGACGAUUCGUUCUCGAUUUGGCUCGAGGAUCGUCGUCCGAGUGAUUCGAUUAUGGUUUUUCAAGGAAUCGUCCAGUAAAAAGACUGGUUUUUCAGUCGGGGGUCGCUCAGCUGAACAGCUCGAACUCGUCGGCCGCCAGUCAGAGCGAGGUGUUCUUUGAUGCCAUCGCCAAGGUUUGUGGUGAAGAGGAGGAUUUUUGAAAAUCGGUGUUAUCGAUAAAAGCUACGUUAAGAAAUUUUAACUAUUAUUCAUAUUAGGGACUGAAAAUUAGCGGAUCUAGAGAGGAGUUUGCUUUGGCUUAGGAAUUUAGAGUGAUUUCUAUAGGGGUUAGGGGGAUGAGCAGCCUCUAUGGUCUUUUCCUUAUUUUAUUUUUCAUGGAAUUGCUUUUUCGCAUCUAAUUCAUGAAAUUUGUUGACUAGAAUGCCCCUAUAAGGACUAAUUUUUAAAGUUUUAAGGGGUUUCUAUAAGGGUUAAAGAAGUGGCCCCUAAGGUUUUCCCCGUCUAGAGACCACUCUGGAGCUCCUAAGGAACACGAUUAGAUAUCUAUUGAUCCUGGUUUGAUUCUAUAAACGCUGAGCGGCGAUCAAAAUUUUGACGUUUUUUUUUUCUCUUUGAACGCUCCAUUUUUCACAAGUUCUCGCUAGAUAUCUAAAUAUCCUGGCUCGGAGUUCCAGAUUUAGCCUCAUCAGUUGAUUGAAACAAUCAAUCUUCAAUUUUUUUGUUUUUAUAUCGUUUCUUGGUCCUGUAGACUUGAGAGAAUUUCAUAUGAAAGCAAAAACCGAAGAUUCAUUUACAAGAACAGGAGGUAGAGGGUCGCCAAUCAACAGAAUUAGCCGGAAAAUAUAAGAUUUUAGAAUCCCUUUUUGAAAUUAUUUUCAAAUAAGGAGGUCUGAAAACCAAACUUUAGGCCACUACUAACGGACAGAACUGCGGUAAUUGUGUGACUCCGGUCCCGACGGACUUUUUUGGUUUGUUUGAUGUUUUUCAACCGAAAUAGCUGUUAUUUUAAGAAGGCGCUGCUGCCAACUUGCCCCCGUGGAACCUUCCCGAGAAAAUGUUCAUGAUGGCUCACGAAUCGGAAUUUUUCGCCGAUUCUAUUCUGGACCGCAACGCAAACUUCAAGUGCGACAAUGCUCUUGAAGAGGUUUGGAGCUCAUUUUCGGAAGAGGAAAACUUAUUUUCGUAAUUAAAAAAGGAACGGGAAAGUUAACUUUCUGAUCUGAUUGUUUGUGAGAGUUUUUAGAAGGUUUUGUGUGUAGAAAACAUUAGAAUUUUGGAAUUUUUUGAAAAGAAAAAUGGAAAAAUUGUCCUUUCAGAUGAUCUCGUCGGCCGAUUGCGACGCCAAGUCGGACCUCUUCACCUUUGAUAACAUUGGAGAUGUAUUUUCCACAUUAUAAACAGAAAACUCUAAAUUGCUGACUUUUAGGUGGACCUUGAUCAGACUUUGAAGUCUCAGGAUGAAGAUGAGAAGCCCGAGGUCGCCAAAUUGGCCAAAAUUUUCCAGGAGAAGGUCGAUGUCGAAGACGUGAGUUUGAGGAAGAGAAAAAUGAGCAUACAUUUGGUAUUUAUUUGACAAAAAGAGUUUAGAGAGCGGAAAAGAAGGCCAAAAGAAAGUUCUUAGUACGUUGAAAGGCUUGAUGAUUUAGAGGGCUAAAAUAGGCUUUUAUUACUGAAUCGAGAAUUCGAGAACAGUUGUAGCGUGAAAUCGAACCUACAGAGUCAAGUUUGAAGCUGUCAGAGGCUAAAAUUCAGCCUAUUGCCUAGGUGAGCGUUCUGCUCCUAAUUGUGUGCUUUAGUACCGAAAAUGAUCAAAAUAAUCAUCGUAAUGAUCAUUCUCUGGACAAAAAAAGGGAUCAAAACUUAUGUUCUGUUACGCUCGAACGUCUUCAAGGCCUGAAACAGACCCCCUUUUAUCAAUGGAGCAAAAACGCAGCUUUUCUUUGCAGAACUACCUGCGCAACUGCUCUCCGUCGGAAGACUGCAUGUUCGCCGGCGUCGGCGUCAUCUGCCCCCUGGGCGAAGCUUGUCGCUCUUGCAACUUCGCGCCCAAGAAGACGUCCUCCGGCUCCACCUCGUCCAUUUCUUCGACUGAUUCCGCCCACCACAAUGCAUUCAAUCCCAUCAGUCAAGCCUUUUAG